AUGCCAUCAUACGGAAGUCGUUCCUUUUGGAACAAAGGUUGUGCAACUAAACACAGAUUCUCUCUUCAAAGAGGAAUCAUAACCAAACUCCGCGAAGAUUACAUAGUAUCUGAGCUAAUCCUCAAUACAGAAAAGUGUAAGAUUCAACAUGGUCAUUGCAUAGAUCCGAAUGCUACGGUUAUUUGGACGGUACCUGAACACAAUCGUAAUUGUGAGUAUCGUCAUAGUGGUCCGUUUCGUGGAAUCUUGAGCAGAGAUAUUAUUCUCAUCGACUCCUUGGAUAGUGCUUUCAUUUUCAAGAAUGAAUCAGUCAUUGAUCAACAGCUUUCUUGUUUUAACGUCACUCCAUUCGUAACUACAACAAAGGUACUCCUCACGUUUCCCAAUUUGCCUCCUAUUCCAUCUAUAUCAAUCAUGAUGAAACAUUUGGCACAGAUGGAGGUGCAGAAACAGCAAAGAAAGAAACGCAGUAUUGAGGAGGGACCUGUUAUAAUUGAGUUUGAACGCGAAUAUCAAAAUUUCAUAGCAUACCCAUACUUACGAAGAACGCUAGAUCCUUUAGGAUCUAUCGAACUUUAUAAAAAGUAUGUGAUACGGAGGGCUAACAUUCCUUCAUAUACAGUGGAUCGGUUGUUCCGAUUCGAUCCCAUGAUGACUGCUAGGUUAAGACACUUGAACGUUAGCCACGAUCAUGUCCGAAAUUUGGUUAAGCAGUGGGAUUACGUGGAUGUUAACCUUGCCGUUAUUCAUGCGUUCGCUUUAAAAGAAAUGGAGAUUGUUACAAAUCAAGCGAUUCAAAUCAUUCCUACAGAUGAACUUAUUCGUCAGGUAGGACAGCGCAUCUUGGCUGUUGAUUUCAUUGCACAAGCAGAGAAGAGACAAUCAUCCAUGAUUGCAUUCCUUCGUGAUUUGGCACUUGAAUUCAGCUUGACCCCAGCAAGACUGUGGAACAACGAUUACGUUCCCAGCCAAACUGACAUUCUAUCUGCGUUUUUCCCUCCGUUAGUUUACUCGUUGAGGACUUCGGCGAUGAGUCGGAAACAACUAGAGGUUGCUGAGAAACUCAUGACCACCAUCACUAAGAUUGUUCAAGAUGGUGGAGCCACAGCAUCUUCCAUCAAUGCUGAGAAUGAAUAUAUUGAACGCGUGUUACAUCAAAAUGAAAAUGUAACUUUUUUUAAGAAUCUGGCUAAGCUUCCACAUUACCCAACGUUAUUCUAUAACAGGGAGGCUAAGUAUGGUUUAAAAGUACCAAAAUCUUUCUAUGAUGAGUCAUAUGAGAUUAUUGUUCCUUCUACAUCUCAGGAACAUCAGAUGCGAAAAUAUUUCAUCGAAGCAAAGAUGAAGGAUCUUAAGGUUGCUCCUAUCACUCUUGCUCCUCAACCUCUCGUUCAGACUACUUCACGUCCUAGACCUCCUCCGGUUCGUCUAGAACAAAGACAUGAAGUAGCACGACCUCAGUCGAUUCCAACACCGUGGACUACUACAUUGCCACCAGUAAAAAUAACACAAGGGCCUAUUCCUUACGCUAUCCGUUUGGUAGAAAAAGAGCUAGAUUCUGAAAGGAAUAUAGCUAUGAAUCGCCAAAGGACAGCAAUGCACUAUGGAUUUCAGUCUAUGAGAAAAGAUCUGAUAUCCGAAUUUCAUAGAGUGUACGAACACAUAUGUCAUACACAAAAUGAAUUCAUUAAGCAUUGGCAGGCCAUAUUACGCAUUAAUCCUACGGUUGGAAUAAGAUCAUUGCUGCAACGCAAUGAUAUCUCGGCACAUUUUGUGAACCGAGACAUUCUUAACAUUCAUACGUGUGUUCCCAUAGAAGUAGAACACAUUUAUAACAAUCAUACGUAUGAAGGGAAAUGUUACAUGGAUACUCCAGUGAAAGCAAAAACAGGAAAGCUGUACUUUGCUUUUCCUGGAUCACUCGACCUACAACAAUCCGGUAUUAAGAUAGACUGUGGUAGAGUUAUUCCUAACGUA
This is a messenger RNA of Auanema sp. JU1783, 1977 nucleotides long. Lineage: Eukaryota; Metazoa; Nematoda; Chromadorea; Rhabditida; Rhabditidae. The record is from the annotation of a GenBank genome assembly.